Messenger RNA from Perca flavescens (yellow perch), 2252 nucleotides. It is a transcript of the gene chst12a, whose product is annotated as carbohydrate (chondroitin 4) sulfotransferase 12a. The transcript is spliced from 5 exons. Gene Ontology annotation, molecular function: sulfotransferase activity. Gene Ontology annotation, cellular component: membrane. The coding region runs from base 352 to 1602 and encodes 416 amino acids. The record is from RefSeq and is a predicted model, not a curated record. Gene Ontology annotation, biological process: proteoglycan biosynthetic process; carbohydrate biosynthetic process. Lineage: Eukaryota; Metazoa; Chordata; Actinopteri; Perciformes; Percidae.
CUCCAAGAAAAAAAAAACGGGGACUCGCAUCGCAGGCAGGCUGACGCGGCGCUCGGAGCUCGCGGGCUCAAAAAGAGGGUGCUGCAGGCAUGGAGCACAGGUGAGAGUUUAUUCAUGGGGUGCAGCAGCAUCGUUAUCAGCCCACCACAGACUCUGCUAGUAGCUGCCAUCUAUCUGUAUCUAUCGCCAUGGUGAGAAAGAGCUCGUGGACCUUGACUCUAUUGCCAUGGUGACCCUGUAGCAAAAACCCAGUGACUCCAAUCUGUUGCCCCGGUGAUCACAUAAAAAGAGCCAGGCAGGUAACUAUUUCAAUCUGCUGCCAUGGUGAUGGUGUAAGAAGCAACAGUCACUAUGGGAACGUCCAGGAUGUUCCGCGUUUUUGUCGUCCUGGGCUCGGCCUUUAUGAUCCUUCUGAUCAUCAUCUACUGGGACGACGUCGGAGCCUCUCAUCUGUAUUUGCACACUCCUGUGUCACCGGGCCCCAAAAUCCCACACCCCCCUCCUCCUCAUCAGCAGCCUCAAACCUCCCGGACCCCAUCCUUCCUGUCCGACAUCGAUGCCUUCGUUAACCAGUUCUUAGAGCCGGGAACUGGUGAGCCCACGGACCCCGUCCCCGCUGACACAAGUAACCAAUCGGAGAAAGCAGAGGAGCGGUAUAUUCCGCGGCGGGAGUGGAAGAUUCACCUGACUCCCGUGGCAGCCGAGCUCCGUGAGAGACAGGAUCAGAGGCGGCGGUUACUUCAGGAGAUGUGCGCUAAUGACAGCGUGGUGUUUCCUGGCAAAAACCGUUCGUUUGACGACAUUCCCAACAAGGAGCUGGAUCACCUUAUAGUGGACGACAGGCACGGCAUCAUCUACUGCUAUGUUCCCAAGGUAGCGUGUAGUAACUGGAAGCGCAUCAUGAUAGUUCUGAGUGAAAGCCUGCUGCGGGACGGUGUUCCCCAGAGAGACCCGCUGGCCAUCCCCAGGGACCUGGUCCACAACAACAGCAUGCACUUUACCUUCAACAAGUUCUGGAAACGUUACGGAAAGUUUGCAAAGCACCUCAUGAAGGUGAAGCUGAAGAAGUACACCAAGUUUAUUUUUGUGCGGGACCCCUUUGUGCGUCUCAUUUCGGCCUACCGGAAUAAAUUUGAGCUGCGCAAUGAGGACUUCUAUCGCCGCUUUGCCCAGGUCAUGCUGCGCCGCUAUGCCAAUCAGCCGACGCCUCCCGCCUCCGUGGACGAGGCAUUUGGUGUGGGCAUCCAUCCCUCCUUCUCCAACUUCAUCCAGUACCUCCUGGACCCUCAGACAGAGAAGGAGAUGCCCUUUAAUGAGCACUGGCGGCAGGUGUAUCGGCUUUGCCACCCAUGCCAGAUUCAGUAUGACUUUGUGGGCCACCUGGAGACGGCGGAGGAGGAUGCCGAGCAACUGCUACGCCAGCUGCGGGUGGACAAUGUGGUGGAGUUCCCCACCUCCCACAGGAACCUCACAGCCAGCAGCUGGGAGGCCGAUUGGUUCAGCACAGUGCCCGUCGAGGCGCGGAGAGAACUCUACAAGCUGUACGAACCUGACUUCAGGCUCUUCGGCUACGACAGACCAGACUCAAUCCUCAAUGAGUGACUCGCGUUUCUACAAAACUGACCCGGCCACACACAGACAACGUGUUUUUUUAAUGUAAUGAAAUAAUGUUACACUCCAACAACAGUGACACCUCCCGUUGCUCUGGGCUUCGCAGGUGUGUCCUCCGGUCUUGGGUGUCCUACGCUGAAUGUGCACCUUAUUAGGGACUCACUGCUCCAAGAAAAGCACACUUAAAGCUGUUUCAUGCUUCUUGCGUUCAGCGCUGUCGGGGUGAAGUGGACGGCGAGCAUGGUCACCGCUAGGGUUGGGUACCGAGCUCUUAACUUUUUUGGGUACUGACCGAAUUACGUCGGUACUACCAAGGACCGAUUCAUGCUAAAUCAAACGGUUAAAUUUCGGUACCUGUGAGCGCAUAAGCUUCACACAGACAGCGUUCGCUGUGAUAUGAUAUUAACGGCGAGGGGAAAGCGGUGACUGACUGACAGGCUGAGGUUGUAAGCCAAGGCAACUUUGCACCUUACUACAGCACCUUUCAGCAACAAGGCAAUUCAAAGAGCUUUACAUGAAACAUUAAAGAGCAAUUAAAAAUGGUCACGAUGAAAAUAAAUAGAGUAAUAUACAAAUAGAGAAUAAAAGUUACAGUGAGUGAGAAAUGAAUAAUUAUUCAAUUUAAUAGGUUGUACUGUAGG